AUGCAAUACAAAGCACAACAGCAGAUACCUUGUUUUGCCCGAGUAUUUCAACUGGAUAACCACCAUGAGGGAGUUCUGCCUUGGUACACAAGGGUUUGGAUUCCUGACCCUGAUGAAGUCUGGAGAUCAGCAGAAAUUAUCAAGGAUUACAAAGAGGGAGACAAAAGCCUGCGCCUAAAACUUGAAGAUGAAACUGUCUGUGAAUAUCCCAUCGAUCUCCAAGGCAGUCAAUUGCCCUUCUUGCGGAAUCCAGAUAUUUUGGUUGGAGAAAAUGACCUGACAGCUCUAAGUUACCUCCAUGAGCCUGCAGUGCUGCAUAACCUAAAAGUCAGAUUCUUGGAAUCAAACCACAUAUAUACCUACUGUGGGAUUGUGCUUGUUGCCAUCAAUCCAUAUGAACAGUUGCCAAUCUAUGAGCAAGAUGUCAUCUAUGCGUACAGCGGCCAAAACAUGGGAGACAUGGAUCCUCACAUCUUUGCGGUGGCAGAAGAAGCCUACAAGCAGAUGGCCAGGGAUGAGAAGAACCAAUCCAUCAUCGUCAGUGGAGAGUCGGGUGCUGGAAAAACUGUCUCUGCCAAAUAUGCCAUGCGUUUCUUUGCCACUGUUGGGGGCUCUGCCAGCGACACCAAUAUCGAAACAAAGGUCCUCGCAUCCAGUCCAAUCAUGGAGGCAAUUGGAAAUGCUAAAACCACCAGGAAUGAUAAUAGCAGUCGUUUUGGGAAAUACAUUCAGAUUGGCUUUGAUAAGAGAUACCAUAUCAUCGGUGCCAAUAUGAGGACGUAUCUCCUGGAAAAGUCGAGAGUUGUGUUCCAGGCAGAAGAUGAACGAAACUACCAUAUCUUCUAUCAGCUGUGUGCCUCUGCCAGUCUUCCAGAAUUUAAAGACCUUUCCCUAACAUGUGCUGAAGACUUCUUCUACACUUCUCAGGGAGGUGACACAUCUAUCGACGGGGUGGAUGAUGCUGAUGAUUUUGAAAAAACUAGGCAUGCUUUCACUCUACUUGGAGUGAAGGAGUCUCAUCAGAUGACCAUUUUUAGGAUAAUUGCUUCCAUCUUGCACCUAGGAAAUUUGGAAAUUCAAGCAGAGCGAGAUGGAGAUGCCUGCAGUAUAUCAGUAAGUUCUAAGCAAACACCAAAGAUACUGAAUGCCCCAGCCAAGCAUAUAUAUGCCCAGCUGUUUAACUGGAUUGUGGAGCAUGUCAACAAAGCCCUCCAUACCACCAUCAAGCAGCACUCAUUCAUUGGGGUCCUGGAUAUCUACGGGUUCGAAACUUUUGAGGUGAAUAGUUUUGAACAAUUUUGUAUCAACUAUGCCAAUGAAAAGCUCCAGCAGCAGUUCAACUUGCAUGUAUUUAAGCUGGAGCAAGAAGAGUACAUGAAGGAACAAAUCCCUUGGACUCUUAUAGAUUUUUAUGACAACCAGCCCUGCAUAGACCUUAUAGAAGCUAAACUUGGUAUCUUGGACCUGCUGGAUGAAGAGUGUAAGGUUCCUAAAGGAACUGACCAGAACUGGGCCCAGAAAUUGUAUGAUAGACACUCUACCAGCCAACACUUCCAGAAACCACGAAUGUCCAACACCUCUUUCAUUGUGGUGCACUUUGCAGAUAAGGUUGAAUAUCAGUGUGAGGGAUUUCUGGAGAAAAACAGGGACACUGUAUAUGAAGAACAGAUCAACAUCCUGAAGGCCAGCAAGUAUCAGAUGGUAGCAGACUUAUUUCAUGAUGAAAAGGAUUCCAUGCCUGCUCCUCCUGUUGGAAAGGGAACCUCCUCCAAAAUCAGUGUUCGUUCUGCCAGACCCGCUGUGAAAGCUGCCAAUAAAGAGCACAAGAAAACCGUGGGACAUCAGUUCCGUAACUCCUUGCAUUUGCUCAUGGAAACGCUGAAUGCCACCACUCCACACUAUGUGCGCUGCAUCAAGCCAAAUGAUGAGAAACUCCCCUUUAAAUUUGAUCCAAAGAGAGCAGUCCAGCAGCUAAGAGCCUGUGGUGUGCUAGAGACCAUCCGCAUCAGUGCAGCUGGCUACCCAUCCAGGUGGUCCUACCAUGACUUUUUGAAUAGGUAUCGUGUUCUUAUGAAAAAGAGGGAUAUCUCUAAGAAUGACAAGAAACAAAUCUGUAAAACGCUGCUGGAAGACCUCAUUAAGGAUCCUGACAAGUUCCAGUUUGGACGUACCAAGAUCUUUUUCCGUGCAGGCCAGGUGGCAUAUCUGGAGAAACUCCGGGCAGAUAAAUUUAGAGCUGCUACUAUUAUGAUUCAGAAGACUGUGCGGGGCUGGUUGCAGAGACUGAAGUACAGAAGGAUGAAGGAGGCUGCAGUAACCAUACAGAGGUAUACACGGGGACAUCUGGCUCGCAGGUUAGCAGACCACCUAAGGAAAACAAGAGCUGCCAUCAUCUUCCAGAAACAAUAUCGAAUGCUCAGGAUCUUUCGAGCUUUCCAGAAUAUCCGCCAGGCCACUAUCACUAUUCAAGCUUUUGCUCGAGGCAUGUUUGUCAGGAGAGUUUACCACAAGAUACUCUUGGAGCACAAAGCUACCAUCAUCCAGAAACACUCCCGGGCUUGGCUGGCUCGUAAACAGUUUCUACGCCUCAGGUGUGCCACUGUGGUUCUCCAGUGCUACUACAGGCGCAUGAAGGCCAAGCAAGAGCUAAAGGCACUGAAGAUAGAGGCGCGAUCAGCAGAGCACUUAAAGAGACUCAAUAUUGGCAUGGAGAACAAGGUGGUUCAACUUCAGAGGAAGGUAGAUGAACAGAACAAAGAGUACAAGCUGCUGAACGAGCAACUCUCAGCACUUACCUCUGCCCACUCCACCGAGAUGAAGAAGCUGAAGAAGGAACUGGAGCGAUACCAGCAGAACCAGGGGGAUGGCAACCAGCUUGUUGAUUUGCAAGAAGAGAUUGAGAGCCUCCAGCUGGAACUCAAGAAAGCCCAUAGUGAAAGGAAAAUUAUAGAGGAUGCUUAUGUUAAGGAGAAGGAUCUUCUCAAGAAGCGUGUAUCAGACCUAGAAGAGGAGAAUGCUCUUUUGAAACAGGAAAAAGAGGAGCUUAACAACAGAGUCCUGUGUCAAUCUGAAGAUGAAUUUGCACGCAACACUGUUGAGGAAAAUCUGUUGAAGAAGGAGCUAGAAGAGGAAAGAUCUCGUUAUCAAAACCUUGUGAAGGAAUUUUCGAGGCUGGAGCAGAGAUAUGACAAUUUGAGGGAUGAGAUGACUAUUAUAAAGCAAACCCCAGGGCACAGAAGAAACCCCUCUAAUCAGAGCAGUCUCGAGUCUGACUCCAACUACCCGUCAUUCUCUACAUCUGAGAUAGGAGACACAGAGGAUGCAAUACAACAAGUGGAGGAGGUUGGUAUUGAGAAAGCAGCCAUGGACAUGACUGUCUUCCUGAAACUACAAAAGCGAGUGAGGGAGCUUGAACAGGAGAGAAAGAAGUUGCAAGCCCAGCUGGAGAAGAGAGAGAAAGAGAAAGAAAACAAAAGCUCCCAGGUAAUUGAAAUGAAGAAUGAAAUGGAUUUGGACCGUGAUACUGAUCUAGCAUACAACAGUCUGAAGAGGCAAGAACUGGAAUCAGAGAACAAGAAACUGAAAAAUGAACUUAAUGAACUAAGAAAGGCUAUAGCAGACCAAGCAACCCAAAACAACUCUUCCAAUGAUAUCCAAGACAGUUAUAACCUCCUACUGAAUCAGCUUAAAUCAGCCAAUGAAGAGCUGGAAGUGAGGAAGGAAGAAGUACUUAUUCUAAGGACACAGAUUAUAAACGCAGCCCAGGAAAAAGAGACCAGCAAAAAUAUGGAAUCGAGCAUCAACACGCAUCCCAGCUGGCCAAACAGUGACAAGCAUGUUGAUCAAGAGGACGCAAUUGAAGCCUACCAGGGUGUGUGCGAGGCAAACCGGUAA
Alligator sinensis (Chinese alligator) is the source of this 3894-nucleotide messenger RNA. Its product is annotated as unconventional myosin-Vb. Gene Ontology annotation, cellular component: actin cytoskeleton; myosin complex; cytoplasm. The record is from RefSeq and is a predicted model, not a curated record. NCBI's taxonomy places the organism in Eukaryota, Metazoa, Chordata, Crocodylia, Alligatoridae. Gene Ontology annotation, molecular function: actin filament binding; microfilament motor activity; ATP binding. The coding region runs from base 1 to 3894 and encodes 1297 amino acids. The transcript is spliced from 30 exons. Gene Ontology annotation, biological process: actin filament organization; vesicle transport along actin filament.